Balaenoptera musculus (blue whale) is the source of this 6441-nucleotide messenger RNA. RefSeq names its product ETS transcription factor ELK4 (gene ELK4). Gene Ontology annotation, cellular component: nucleus. Gene Ontology annotation, biological process: regulation of transcription by RNA polymerase II; cell differentiation. The record is from RefSeq and is a predicted model, not a curated record. Gene Ontology annotation, molecular function: sequence-specific DNA binding; DNA-binding transcription factor activity, RNA polymerase II-specific. Bases 192 to 1547 code for a protein of 451 amino acids. The transcript is spliced from 5 exons. Lineage: Eukaryota; Metazoa; Chordata; Mammalia; Artiodactyla; Balaenopteridae.
GAUGCGGGCGGCUGCGGGCACCCCGCGGGCUUGGCUCGGCCGCCGGCGCCUUCUCCGGCUCCGCCGCGGGGGUCGCAGCGGCUGCCGCGCCAUCCUCGAGUUCCCAGCUUGAGAAGGCGGCGGGCGGAGAGGAGCAUCGUGUUCGAGGCGGAGACCCAGAGGGAGCCCCGCGCGUGGCCUCGCUCAUUGCUAUGGACAGUGCUAUCACCCUGUGGCAGUUCCUCCUUCAGCUCCUAAAGGAGCCUCAGAACGAUCACAUGAUCUGCUGGACCUCUAAUAAUGGAGAGUUCAAGCUUUUGCAGGCAGAAGAGGUGGCUCGUCUCUGGGGGAUUCGAAAGAACAAGCCUAAUAUGAAUUACGACAAACUCAGCCGAGCCCUCAGAUACUAUUAUGUGAAGGUAAUACACAUCCACCUCAAAACAAGAAUUGAUCCUUCUCUUCUGGUGAGGUUAGAGAAUAUCAUUAAAAAAGUGAAUGGUCAGAAGUUUGUGUACAAGUUUGUCUCGUACCCAGAGAUUUUGAACAUGGAUCCGAUGACAGUGGGCAGGGCUGAGGGAGACUGUGAAGCUUUAAGCUUCAGUGACCUCAGCAGCAACAGUUCCAAAGAUGUGGAGAAUGGCGGGAAAGAGAAGCCACCACAGCCUGGUGCCAAGACCUCUAGCCGCAAUGACUACAUACACUCUGGCUUAUAUUCUUCAUUUACUCUCAACUCUUUGAACUCCUCCAACAGGAAGCUUUUCAAAUCUAUAAAGGUUGAGAAUCCAGCUGAGAAAUUGGCAGAGAAAAAAUCUCCUCAGGAGCCAACACCAUCUGUUAUCAAAUUUGUAACCACACCUGCCAAAAAGCCACCAGUUGAACCUCUUGCUGCUGCCAUUUCAACUGGGCCAAGUAUUUCUCCAUCUUCAGAAGAAACUAUGCAAGCGUUGGAGAAUUUGGCUUCCCCCAGACUGCCUUCUCUGGAAGCACCAACUUCUGCAUCUAGUGUAACUGCCGCUUUUACCACCACACCACCUAUUUCGUCCGUGUCCCCUCUGCAGGAGCCUUCUAGAACACCUUCACCACCGCUGAGUUCCAACCCAGAUAUGGACACAGACAUGGAAUCAGUGGCUUCUCAGCCAAUGGAACUUCCAGAGGACUUGUCCCUGGAGCCUAAAGACCAGGAUUUGGCUUUGCCAGAAAAGGACAAAACAAAUAAUUCAUCAAGGUCCAAGAAACCCAAGGGGUUAGAACUGGCACCAACCCUGGUGAUCACGGGCAGUGAUCCAAGCCCACUGGGAAUAUUAAGCCCAUCUCUCCCUACAGCUUCUCUUACGCCAGCACUUUUUUCACAGACGCCCAUCUUACUGACUCCGAGCCCCUUGCUCUCCAGUAUCCACUUUUGGAGUACUCUCAGCCCUGUUGCUCCCCUAAGUCCAGCCAGGCUACAAGGUGCUAACACACUUUUCCAGUUUCCUUCUGUGCUGAACAGUCAUGGGCCGUUCACUCUGUCUGGCCUGGAUGGACCUUCCACCCCUGGCCCAUUUUCCCCAGAUCUACAGAAAACAUAACCUAUGCACUUGUGGGAUGAGAGAACCAAGGAAUAAAGAAACAGAAAGACACCCAACAUGAUUACAUUUAAAGUGAGCAAUUGAUAUGUCACAAUGCUGAUAAUAGACUAUUGUGAUUUCUGCCAUUCCCCAUUAAAAAUGCUUUUUUAGGAUUCCCUUUGAAUAGGACCCAAGUUAGACUGUGUAUAAAAAUGCCUUAAUUGGAGUCCAGACUCCACCUCCCUCUUUUUCUUUCUUUUUAAAAAAUAUUUUGAACUUUGUGUUAAAGAAAUUUUUGGUGGGGUUUAGCAGCUAGCUAUGCUUUGCAAGAGAAUUAAGAACAAAGUUACUCCUCCUGCCUUAUUGGGACCCUUUGGCCAGGAAAAAAAUUAUGCUUUGAGCAUGUUAUAUAAAGAAAUAUUAGUUAAAUGAAAUGGGCCAUAUCUUUAGGACUUAAUGUGCUCUGUUGAAUAUUGAGUUGUGCAUAAGCAGUGGAGGAAAAAGAAUCAUUCCUAUUCACACAAAGUAAGAUUGGAGCAGGACUGUUGGGUAGAUUCUGUUUUGCUAUGAACUAUAACAUAUGUAAGCAACUCCACAAAAAGGCAUCUUAUUUACAUUUAUUCAGGGUGGAUCUCUUAGCCAUAUGUGUGAUCUUGUCUGAACCUGUCAACAGAGCAUGGAGCUAGUUUAUUCCCACAUAGGGAGAUUUUUAAACCGGGGACUUAAAACAGUAUUUGGAACAACCAGUGAGAAUAUGGGACCCCAUAUCUGGCACAGAAAUGUCAUCUGCUCUCUAGGUGGUAUGAUUACACACCCACGGAAUACAGUAUGGUAAAUGAUGGCUUUUAGGGAGAUGAACCUGGGGUUUGAAAUUUUGAGGCAUCUCUGAGUCAAAGAUUCAAUUGAAUAACUUGAAACAACAUGUAAGGCUUUUCUCAGUUGGAAGGUACCGGCAUGAAGGACCCUUUUCUUUGUUCAUUUUAUCCGAUUUUCUACUGUAUAUUUGUCUUUUAAAUUUAAGGUUGUUAGAGGUUGUGAUAGUUUUAACAAUGUAAUUAGGAAGAUGAAAAGCAAAGUGAGGCCUCCAAAUCUGUAGUGAAGUAAAGAUAUGCUUAUUUCUUUGAGGUUUUUUUUUUUUUUUAAUAAGGAAGGAGCAGAGUUCAUUUGGCAAUGCUCAUACACAGGGAUUGGAUUAUUCAUAUUAGUAAUGAAAAACUUAGGCCUUCAUCUCUACCAAAUUUAUAAAAUAUUACCAUAUAGUAACCAGUGCCAGGUGCAGACAGAUUUGUUGAUCCCCUAAACUGAUUUGAUACCAACAUCACAGUUGAGUCUUUUGAAAAACUUGGCUUUAAAGUCCAGGAUCAGAUGAUAUGCUGCUACCACCACCACCACCCUGCCCAUUAAACUAGUCUUUUAACCCUAGAAAUAGUUCCUAUAAUUAACCACCUGAAGUAAAUGGAAUAAGGGAGUCGUAAGGACUUGAGGGCUCAAAGCGACACUGCUAUAAACCAGCAUCUUCCAGAUAUAUAAAGUCCACUUUGUUUUAUACAGUAUGGAGAAACUCUAGCAUAAGAUGUCUAUGCUAGUUCAUUAGUAGCAGAAGGACAGUAUUCAGGGAGCUGCCUUUAUAUUUGUAGUGUUGGAGACCUGUUACUGGUUCAUUUGUGGUUAUCAGCUGAAAAGUUCUGUUCCUGAGAUGUGCAAUAGCAGUGUUGAAAGGUAGUGUUCAGUAGUGAUGGGGAACAGACAUACUGGAUUUUCUUUCCACAUUGAAUCAUUUCGUUUGCAUGCCUCUUUGAAAUUAGACUGCUCAGCAGCACUUUGGACUAGUUUUUAUUAGGUUAAUUCACAUUUUGUACAUUAGAUAAGUAAAUAUUGAUGGCUUGAUUUAACUAGAUAUUUUAAAUUUUGAAAGCACAAAAGUAUCUUAUUUUGAGUCAAAGGAGAAAAGCCAUUGGUUUGUUUUCAUAGAUAGUAUCUUUGAUAAUUAACUGUCUCAGCACAGGGGUGCCUGGAACCAAGGGCACCAUUAAAACUCAGUCAAAGCAACUUCCUAGGAACCAGUUUGAGUGAGUCCUCUGCCUAUAAACCUCUCCCAGAAGUCUCUGAGAGGUGUGGGCCUUAGGAGGUUGAUGAUGAUCUGCUUUCUCUUUGAGAUCAACUAUUCUGGGGAAGUUGGUGUGUGUGUUCGUGUGUAUGUAUGUGUUCACUUUUUUAAGUGAAAUGAAACUGCAACCAUAGUGCAAGUGUAUGAGGCAGAUCGUUCUAUUUGUAAACUACCUCCUUCCUGGAAAAGUCUCUGUUUUGUAUUUUUUUGAACAUCCACAGAGUUCUUCUUAGCAUCAAAAGGUGACAUACCACUUAAGAUCAGUAUUCACUGGAGAGACUUAUAUUUGGUAGCGGUAGCUGGUAUCCAUCACUAGUCACUCUGCCAGGAUGAAUGCUGGUGGGCAAAAGUAGCCCAAGUUAAGAUAGGGGAGCAGGUUUAGUGAGUUUUUGCGACUUCUGCUGUGAUUAGCUUAACUUUUCAUUUGCUCUGGCCGAUAUCUAGUCAGUUGUAUGCUGUGAGAUGUUUAACCACCAGGCUCUCUGAAGGGAAAAAAAGGCCCUUACAUUGUAGCAUUUGCUGAUUCCCAUGAUGUAAGUUACUCCCUCUGUGGCUGAAUUUAAGCCACCACCUUGGAGUUGAGAAGGGGGGGUGCACAGUUGGCUCAGAGCCACACACUCAGCCAGCGAACCACUGCAUUUAUUUCACCCUAGGGUGGAUUUUCACAUAAUUUCUAAAAUAAUUUUUUCUUUUUGGUUUGUCACAGUGCUUUUGUGAUAUAAUAUUCCUCAUGGCAUAUUUUAUGUGUUCAAACAAAGGUGGAAACUUCCAUUGAUUUUUUUAAAAAUUUAUACAUGAUGGAAGAAUCCAGAAACCCUCAAAAGGUCAACCUUAUGCUUCUUCGAGUUAAAAUAUAGGUUUAAUUUUUCUACAUCUUGGUGGUUAAAAUACAGGUUAGAGUAAUUUUUUUCUUUACAUUUUGAUGGGGAAAAUAAGCCCAUGAGCCUAUAGUAAAAGGGGACUGGAUUUUUUUUUACACUGGAUUUUUUUUACAAUUCCUUGAAGAUUUACAUACUAUAUUAGAGAUCAAAAAAGGCAGCACUGACUGUUGAAUCUAUUUACAUGGCACAAUUUUUAGUUUUCUCCAUACAAUGCGUCACUUAGGCUUGGAGGAGACAGUAAAUCAGAGGCUUGGAAUUCUGGAGCUGUAACUGCAGGCUGUUGAUAUUAUCACUUCAGUUCCAUUCACACUUGGCAUUGUGUGAUGUCUAGUCUAAUGACAUUGUUUCAUCCUGAUCUCAGAACUUGUGUUAUGAUUCUGAAGUUCUCAAGGGCAGUUUUGUAUGUUUCUAGUGAAUUUAUGCACAUUAGAGCCACUCACUGGCAUUUCAGAAAAGCAGUCUCCAACCUUUUUGAACACACACCUUGAUCAAUAAAAGGCUUUGAACACAAAGAUCCUAUUGCAAAUUUAUAUGUAUAUAUGUUAAGUUAUAUACUGCUAUACUAAAGUCCUAUGUACACUAUAAGACAUAACACAAAACAGAAAUUAAGGAUGGCAUAAAAAUAAAUCUUGAGUAGAAAUUCUAAUAUUUUUUUCCUGCACCCAGUAGAUUGUCUUGUGCACCCCCCUGGAGGCAUGUACUCUACUUUAAAGCCCCCUGACUCAGGGUAUUGUUUGUCAGUCUAAUCUUGAAAAAUACAAUGUGGAAGCUUUGGUUUUGAUGUAUGGGGAAAUCCUUUACAUAUUUGAUUUUUAUGUAAAAUCUCCAGUAGAGAUUAGGAAUGUUUCAGCAGAGUUUGUCGUCAACUUUCUGAAAUUUCCUAUUUCUUUUUCAUAAGAAAUUUCUUUUUCAUAUGUUGCCAAAUAGCCCAUUACCAAAUGUUUUCCAGAGCUUCAGGCUUAUUAUUUUUGACAGCCUGUUGUCUCUUUCCUUUUCAUGUUAGGUGUGACUUUAUAAUUUACUUUUAUUUUACUAGCUGCUCUCAAACUUCUUUUGGCCUUAUUAAUGUUACAUUUUACCAACAAUUUCAGACUUAUUUCAAGUUGCUUUAUGUUAAAAUACAUAACAACCUCCAUUUUCUUGCUGCGUUGGUAAGUUUUUUUUAAUUAUUAUUAUUUUUUUGGUAACAUUUUGGCAUCUGAAGAAAUAAAUACUUUCUUGAUGGGUCUGUUCUAUCUAUCACUUCAUUUAUUGUAUAUAUUUUAUUUACCCAUGCCAGAAAUCUAGCAUUGUGCUGAGGUGCCAUUCUUAGGUGUGUAAACAAGUAUGGCGACAAGUGCAGGUCUCUGUGCAGAAGCCUGGAGCUCUGAGUGAAGGACCACAGCAACAGGAAAACUAGACUCUUCAUGAAGUACGUAGUCUGUGAUCUGAGGGUGUGACAGGAUGGAAUUGAGAAGUUAAUUGUUCAAUUCAUAGUAGUGAAGUGGAGGCCAGCCAUAAUUAUCUUGAGCAGGUACUCUGACCAGAGAAUUAGUUCGAUGGAAAGUGUUUGGUUAAUUAUCUUCUUGGUUUUGGGUCAACAAUUAAAUGGGUUGUUACUGUUUUUAAUGCUGCUGGCAUUGCCUGAAACAAGGUGCCCUGUUAUUUCUCUGUGUCAUCAGAACUCUGCUUACUGAAGUUGAAGUUUUAAUCUUAGAAUCUAGAAUUCUUGUGGGUGGUGGUGUAUUAAGCAAGAAAAGAAGGCGGUUUGAUUUCAUUUCUCGUACUUGGUGGAACCUGUUGGAUGAAAGUCAUGUUUUUACCUGUAAACAGAGCAGAUCUGAAAAGGUGAGUUAUUGAUGUAGUAUAAAUGUUCCAUUUGAAGCUGCCAGUUUCUUUAAGCUACUUUUCUGAAAAAAGAAAAAAUUGUGAUAGAUUGACAGCCUGC